GCACGAAAGGGAAAGGGAAAGAUUCUUGCCCUGCCCCGCCCGUCUUCCUCUUCUCGGCCAAGCUAGCUAUAGCCCACCACCACCACAGGCUCCCCCCGGCACCACUGCAACCCUGUCCAGGCCCCUCAAAAAGAAAUCUAGGACAAGCAAGGGAGCUGCUGCUGGCUAGCCAGGCUUACUUAGCCUUGGUUGAGAGCGAGGAAUCGAGCCAGAUUUCAUGCCAUCCUAGCUCGCCCCUACCAGACACACGUCCUGCAGUGGUGCUGAAUUUUGUCAGGUUUCACGUUGCUGGUUGGGAGGUGAGGUGAGGGCGAGAGGUUCGGGAGGAGGAGAUCAGAGGUCGGAGGUCGGAGAUGGGUCGCGGCAAGGUGGUGCUGCAGCGGAUCGAGAACAAGAUCAGCCGCCAGGUGACGUUCGCCAAGCGCCGCAACGGCCUGCUCAAGAAGGCCUACGAGCUCUCCCUCCUCUGCGACGCCGAGGUCGCGCUCGUCCUCUUCUCCCACGCUGGCCGCCUCUACCAGUUCUCCUCCUCCUCCAACAUGCUUAAGACCCUCGAGAAGUACCAGAGGUACAUUUUCGCUUCCCAAGAUGCUGCCGUGCCGACUACCGAUGAGAUGCAGAACAACUAUCUGGAGUAUAUGGAGCUGAAGGCAAGAGUUGAGGUUUUACAACGCUCACAAAGGAAUCUCCUAGGCGAGGAUUUGGCUCCACUGAGUACAAUCGAGCUUGAACAGCUUGAGGGUCAAGUAGGCAAGACCUUGAGGCAAAUAAGGUCAAGAAAGACUCAAGUACUGCUGGAUGAAAUGUGCGACCUGAAGAGAAAGGAGCAAAUAUUGCAGGAUGCAAAUAUGACCCUGAAAAGAAAGCUGGGCGAGAUCGAGCUGGAGGCGACACCUGAUCCCCCGCAGCAGCCGCAGCAGCAGCAGAUGUGGCAGGGCGACCGGGGCGUGCCGCCCCACACGCCUCCGCAGCCAGAGCACUUCUUCCAGGCCCUAGAACGCUAUCCUUCCCUGCAGCCAGUAUUUCGUGGCAUGGAUGUGAACCAGCCGCCGCCUGCAUGGAUGGCAUAGCUACGCACCCGCAUUGGUCUGUCUACCGUUCCAGUCGAUCAACAAGAUGCACCGCUUGGCAUGAGCGAUUAUCUAUCUCAAAAACAAUCAACAACAAGAUGCGUUGCCUGCCUAUGUGUCCUGCAUCUCCAAUAGGCUCCUAUAUAUAUCAACUCGGCUGUUUUUGUGUUUCCUUUUCAAGUGCUUGUGGAUUUAUUUUAAGUAAUGUGUACAGGGUUUGUCUUAUUUGUUAUUAGCAAGUGUUAUAUUGCUCAUUUUGCUUAGAGAAGGCGAGAACGGUUUUCCUUACGGGAUUUGAUUUACAACAGCGUAAUAAACCCUC
This is a messenger RNA of Triticum dicoccoides, 1392 nucleotides long. Its product is annotated as MADS-box transcription factor 34-like. The transcript is spliced from 8 exons. Lineage: Eukaryota; Viridiplantae; Streptophyta; Magnoliopsida; Poales; Poaceae. Gene Ontology annotation, cellular component: nucleus. Gene Ontology annotation, molecular function: DNA-binding transcription factor activity; RNA polymerase II transcription regulatory region sequence-specific DNA binding; protein dimerization activity. Bases 354 to 1070 code for a protein of 238 amino acids. The record is from RefSeq and is a predicted model, not a curated record. Gene Ontology annotation, biological process: positive regulation of transcription by RNA polymerase II.